Molecule: messenger RNA, 2117 nt
Organism: Xiphophorus maculatus (southern platyfish)
Lineage: Eukaryota; Metazoa; Chordata; Actinopteri; Cyprinodontiformes; Poeciliidae
Product: forkhead box protein K2-like
Exons: 9
Coding region: 213-2021 (602 amino acids)
Biological process (GO): regulation of transcription by RNA polymerase II
Molecular function (GO): RNA polymerase II cis-regulatory region sequence-specific DNA binding; DNA-binding transcription factor activity, RNA polymerase II-specific; protein binding
Source: RefSeq, a predicted model, not a curated record
CCUCCGCUCCCCUUUCUCUCGGCGGUGGGUCGGAGCCGCUGUCCCUGGCCUCGCAUGUUUCCCUCUGGAUUCCUGUUUUCAGUUUGAUGCCCCUCUUGUAGAUGCGCUCCGUUUGAACGCCUUUGAAGGGCCACAGUCGGGCGUGCGUGCUGUGGUGUUUAGUUGCCCCCAACAUUUUUAUUUUGAGGCGUUUCGAGGCUCCAACCCCGAACAUGGCUGUUCAAGUUAGCGGAUCGUCUGGGCCGAUUGCCCGGCUAGAGGGCCGUGAAUUCGAAUACAUGAUGAAGAAGCGCUCGGUGACCAUCGGCCGGAACUCCUCUCAGGGCUCCGUGGACGUCAGCAUGGGCCACUCGAGCUUCAUCUCGCGGCGGCACCUGGAGAUAUUCACGGCCAGCGACGACGGCACCGGCAGCGGGGACUUCUACCUGAGGUGUCUGGGUAAAAACGGGGUGUUUGUGGACGGAGUGUUCCUAAGACGGGGCGCCCCUCCUCUGCAGCUACCACGAAUGUGCACGUUCAGGUUUCCCAGCACCAACAUUAAGAUCAACUUCACGGCGCUGUCCAGCGGGAAGAAGGCCAAGCGAGAGGCGCCAGAGUCCCCAGUGAAACCAGUACAGCCUCAGAUCUCCCCACUUACCAUCAACAUUCCAGACAACAUCGCUCACCUGAUGAGCCCGCUGCCGUCUCCCACCGGCACCAUCAGCGCUGCUAACUCCUGCCCCUCCAGCCCCCGGGGGGCGGGCUCCUCGGGCUACAGGAUGGGGGGCCGCAUGGUCAGCUCCGUGGAGCUGCAGCUCAUCAACGACAACUCGCAGCCCGAGAACGACAAAGAGGCCUCCGGAGGGGACAGCCCCAAGGACGACUCCAAGCCGCCGUACUCCUAUGCACAGCUGAUUGUCCAGGCCAUAACGCUGGCGCAGGACAAGCAGCUCACACUAAACGGAAUCUACAAUCACAUCACCAAGAACUACCCGUACUACAGGACCGCCGACAAGGGCUGGCAGAACUCGAUCCGUCACAACCUGUCGCUGAACCGAUACUUCAUCAAAGUGGCGCGGUCGCAGGAAGAGCCGGGGAAAGGUUCGUUCUGGAGGAUAGACCCGUCGUCGGAGGCCAAGCUCAUCGAGCAGGCCUUCAGGAAACGACGGCCCCGCGGGGUCCCCUGCUUCCGGACCCCACAUGGACCCCUCUCCUCCAGGAGCGCUCCAGCGUCCCCCAAUCACUCCGGGGUGCUCUCCGCUCACUCCAGCGGGGUGCAGACCCCGGACAGUCUGUCCCGGGAGGGCUCCCCGGUGCCCCUGGAGCCGGACACGCCCUCCGCGCCCCCCCCAGUUCCCACCGCCGCCGUCCAGCCCAAACUGGCGGUCAUCCAGGAAGCACGCUUUGCACAAAACACACCAGGCUCCGCAGUCAGCAGCCAGCCGGUCCUCAUAGCGGUCCAGCGCCAGUUACCUCAGACCAUCAAGCCAGUGACUUACACCAUGGCGUCCCCAGUGAGCACCAGCAGCUCCCAGCCCGCCGUCCAGACCGUCCACGUCCUGCAACAGAUCCCAGCCGGCUCCACCGUCAUCGCCCAGCAGGCCGCCAUCAUCAAGAGCGAACCGCAGGAGAACGGGGAGCACACGGAGGUCAAAGUGAAAGUGGAGACGGUUCCCAGCAUCGGUUCUUUGGGCGCCUCCAGUCGCAUCAUCCAGAGCUCCCAGUCGGCGGCGCUGCAGACGGUCACCAUCGUGCAGCAGGCGCCGGUGGGUCAGCACCAGCUGCCCAUCAAGGCCAUCACCCAGAACGGCACCCACGGCCUGACCACCGCCCUGCAGGCGCCCUCCAGCUCAGUCCCGGCCGCCGCCAGCCCCCUCCACCUGCUGGCCACCCACGCCUCCGCCUUGCUCCCCACCAAGCGGCAGAACGGAGACCAGCUGGCGGGGGAGCAGCCGGACGCCAAGCGAGGGAAACCCGAGGAGGAAACGCCCGCCGUCGCCGUGGAGACGGACUCGCCAGCAGCCGGAGAGCAACCAAACUAGCCGUCUGGACGCCGCGCCGCAGAGCUCCGCCCCGCCCACCGUCUCUCUCUCUCUCUCAUCCCGUCGUUUGUUUCGUUUCUCCUCCCGCCGCUGACG